Messenger RNA from Coccidioides immitis RS, 1325 nucleotides. RefSeq lists its product as uncharacterized. The record is from RefSeq and is a predicted model, not a curated record. The transcript is spliced from 5 exons. Lineage: Eukaryota; Fungi; Ascomycota; Eurotiomycetes; Onygenales; Onygenaceae. Bases 310 to 1260 code for a protein of 316 amino acids.
CACAAAUCCAUUGAACAACACUGUGCUGCAAAAAACAUGUGAACUCAUUUUGCAACUCUCAGUGUAUGAGCUUCGAGAAAGGACUUUCCAUGAUUUUAGUCAAAGCAAACCCAAUUGCCCAUUAGCUGCUGGGACUUAUAUCCAGUGACCUUUCCUGACGUAUAUCCAACGGAUCGCACCUGUUGGCCACAUGGCCCUACAUGUGAGUAUCCUCUAAAAUUGCUCGGAUUGUAUGCAAUAUUCGACGGAAGCAGACUUGGAAGACAGUUGAUGUCUGUUGCUCCUUGAGUGGAGACUGUCAGCACAGAAAUGUUACUUCUUCACUUUACAGUGAUUUGGAUCGAGCUUUUUUUCGGAGUGAAGAAAGGAGAGUGCAAAGCAAUCGGGGAGUACCCUAGAAGAGGGAUAUUCGGGAAGCCAUUCGGAGAGAUAAGGGAAAGCCCUUUGAAUAGAAGGACGUCAGUGUCGUACUCUGUUCCGGAGGGGACCUCAUUUACCUCUCAUAGCGGUGGCAAUGGCAAUAAUGGCGUUACCGUUAUUGUCUCCUUGGACGGACAUCCAGUAAUUGGGGGCAGGCCCCCAACGAUCAACCAAGGCAGCGGUGGUAUCGGGGGUCAACAUAGCCCCGAAGAAGAGCAGAGACCCGGGGGAGAAACAGGGUUGGAAGGACAGCAGGGUGUUGACGGCCAGCAAGGCACUGAGGGCGACAAUGCUGGCGAUGCCCCGUGCCCCUGUACUUGUUCAUGCCCCUCUGAUGCAUUCAGUCUACCACAAGGACCAAUAAAUAGCGGCGGAAUUGGAGAGGUGUCGAUACCAGAGUCUGCAAUCAUAGCUACCUCUUUUGUGGAUGAUGGCACUGAAGUAGCUACCAGUGCAACAAGCGCUCCGUUUGAAAUUCCCUCCAGUCCGAUUUUGCAGAUGCCUCCGGCGGACACCGACCUGAAUAUACCGGUGAGCACAACUCCACCACCCUUUGGCGUCCCCACGGAUGCUCCCGUACCCUCGGAGACGUCAGAAUUUGUCAGUGAACCGUCGUCACCGGUAGAUUCAGCAAAUCCAAUUUCAGCUACUCCCAUAUCUAGUAUGGAAACUUUGCCCUCCUCUCCUGAUCCGAUGACAUCAUCACAGGUGCUCCCUUCCACACCGACCGAGGGAGAUAUCACUGUGACCAGUGCACCAGCAUUGCCAUUGUCGGGACAGGGAAUUGAUGCCAGCUCAUUGGAACUUCAUAGCACAUUGGUUUUUGGUCUGGGAGGAUGAUUCCAGAAUUGUUUACAUUGUAAAGAUUGAAAUUUGCAUCUUUUGUUCACUGCGGGACCCUCAAA